AUGAUAAAAGUAAACGAUAGGAACUUCUAUUCAAAACAUCUUAAAAUUCCAGAAUGUGUGACUAUUGAUAUCCGACCCUGUUUUAUGGGAUUUUAUUCUAAAGAUGAAAAAAGUAGUCUCGCAUAUUACUUAAAGAAGUGUAACCUUGACAAUAAAGUAGAUUUGCCUAUUCACCACAUGAACAAAUAUUAUGAGAUGGCAUUCAAGGAAACAAAUGCCACAACGGCUGAGCAGAUGCAUGAAGUAGCCAAAUACUGCAUUAUCAACGCUCUUAGUUACCAGCGAUUAAUGGUAAAGCAUAAUGCAAUUAAUAAGUAUAGAGAGGUAGCAUCCGUAGCCUUCUUGUCAUUAUUUGAUGCAUAUUAUUUUGCGGGAGAAACUGGAAAAUUCCCUGAAGCUUAUGUUUUCCCACCAGUAAAGGGUCUCGAAAACAGAUGUCCU
Molecule: messenger RNA, 441 nt
Organism: Funneliformis mosseae
Lineage: Eukaryota; Fungi; Glomeromycota; Glomeromycetes; Glomerales; Glomeraceae
Source: the annotation of a GenBank genome assembly